Sclerotinia sclerotiorum 1980 UF-70 is the source of this 2505-nucleotide messenger RNA. RefSeq lists its product as hypothetical. Gene Ontology annotation, biological process: glucan catabolic process. The record is from RefSeq and is a predicted model, not a curated record. NCBI's taxonomy places the organism in Eukaryota, Fungi, Ascomycota, Leotiomycetes, Helotiales, Sclerotiniaceae. The coding region runs from base 1 to 2505 and encodes 834 amino acids. The transcript is spliced from 4 exons. Gene Ontology annotation, molecular function: beta-glucosidase activity.
AUGACAAACAGAAUCGAUGUGGAAGAUGUGCUUUCAAAGCUUAACAACUUAGAGAAAGUUUCUCUAACAGCGGGUGCCAGCUGGUGGCAAACAACCGCCAUUCCCAAGUACAACGUACCUUCAAUUCGAGUUUCAGACGGUCCCAAUGGCGUCCGUGGUAGUCGAUUCUUCAAUGGCAUCAAAGCAGCUUGUUUCCCGUGCGGCACCGCUCUGGGUGCGACUUGGGAUACUAAACUCCUCCAUCGCGCUGGCGUUUUGAUGGGAGAGGAAGCUAAAGCUAAAGGAGUACAUGUAAUUCUUGGCCCUACUAUCAAUAUGCAGAGAUCACCAUUGGGAGGUCGUGGUUUCGAAUCACUCAGUGAAGAUCCUGUUUUGUCAGGAUUGGGAGCUGCUGCCCUUGUGAAUGGGAUUCAGGAGACAGGUGUUCAAGCUACCAUCAAACAUUUUGUUUGUAAUGACCAGGAGCAUAAAAGGAAUGGUGUUAAUGUUAUAAUCACGGAAAGAGCAUUGAGGGAGUUAUAUUUAUUACCGUUUCAAUUGGUAGUUAGGGAUUCAAAGCCUGCACUAUUCAUGUCUGCUUACAACAAAGUUAACGGAACUCACGUUAGUGAAAACAUAAGGAUACUUAAAGAUAUCUUACGCGGAGAGUGGGGGUGGGAUGGAUGUAUCAUGAGUGACUGGUGGGGUACAUAUUCAACGACGGGCGCGAUUAUGGCUGGCCUAGACUUGGAGAUGCCAGGCCCCACAAAAUGGAGAGGUCCACUGUUGAUACAAGCUGUUAGCACGGGAAAAGUACCUCAGCAUAUUCUUGAUGAACGAGCGAGGAAUGUGCUCAAGCUUGUAGAUCGCGCUGCAGAUGCAAAGGUCCCCGAAAAUGCAGAGGAAAAACCUGCGGAUACUCCAGAGACAGCUGCUCUUUUAAGGGAAAUUGCAGGUGACUCAAUUGUAUUGAUGAAAAAUGAGGGCAAUGCUUUGCCGUUCCGUAGGGACAAAAAGACUUUGAUUGUCGGUCCCAAUGCUAAAGUUUCUACUUAUCACGGAGGAGGUUCGGCAUCUCUGGCAGCAUACUACGCCGUUACACCAUUUGAUGGUAUUAGUGCUGUGCUGGAAUCAGCUCCAUCAUACACUGUGGGAGCCUACUCACAUAAGGACCUUCCAUUGAUUGGCCUUCUCCUCAAGACAGACAAGGGAGAAACAGGUGUCUCUUUCCGAGCUUACAACGAUCCUCCGACGGUCAAAGAUCGAGAAUUGGCCGAUGAGAUAAUCCUUACCAAGACAGAACUCCUAAUGAUGGACUAUUUUUGCACCAAGUUGAAGGAUGAGUUGUGGUGGGCGGAUGUCGAAGGUUACAUGACCGCCGAAGAGGAUUGUGAUUUUGAGCUAGGUCUAGGAGUAUAUGGAACCGCAAAUCUAUUUGUGGAUGGCAAAUUGUUAAUCGACAAUUCGACUAAGCAGACCAGAGGAACCAUGUUUUUCUCCUGUGGUACAGUUGAAGAAAGGGGCAUCAUAUCGCUGAAGAAGGGACAGACAUAUCACAUCAAAGUUGAGUUUGCUAGUGCACCAACUUGCAAGCUGGAUAAAGGAGAUAACGUCUUAUUCGGACCUGGAGCUCUGAGAAUUGGUGGUGCAAAAGUCCUUGACGCGGAUGAGGAGAUUGCACAUGCAGCAGAGCUGGCCAAAGAGGCGGAUCAAGUCAUCAUUUGUGCCGGUCUAAAUUCCGACUGGGAGGCCGAAGGAGCCGACCGAGAAAUUUUUGGUCUUCCACUGCAUAUGAACAAAUUAAUUUCAGCUCUCACUCCAGUCAAUCCCAACACAGUCGUCGUAAUUCAGUCUGGAACCCCCAUUGCUCUUCCCUUUCUAUCCACAACUCCAGCUCUACUUCACGCCUGGUAUGGUGGCAACGAGACCGGAAAUGCCAUUGCCGAUGUCAUUUUCGGUAAAAUGAAUCCAUCAGCAAAAUUACCUCUAUCUUUCCCAAAGAGACUCGAAGAUAAUCCGGCAUUCUUGAGCUUUAGAACGGAAAGAGGUAGGGUUAUUUAUGGCGAGGAUGUGUACAUGGGAUAUAGAUGGUAUGAGACAAUAGAUCUACCUGUUUUAUUCCCCUUCGGUCAUGGACUUAGUUACACCACUUUCUCACUCUCCAACUUGAAUGUCCAAAAGAUCGACAAGAAAAUUAAAGUUUCAGUAAAAGUAAAGAAUACAGGAAAACUCCCAGGAGGAGAAGUUAUUCAAGUAUACAUCAGACAACAAAAUCCAUCGAUUCGCAGACCAAAGAAGGAAUUAAAGGGAUUUGAGAAAGUAUUUUUCGAGGCAGGGGAAGAGAAAUCGGUCGAUGUGGAAAUUGAGAUUAAAUAUGCAGCGGCAUUUUGGGAUGAAGUUAGAGAGGCUUGGAUUGUAGAGAAGGAUACGUAUGAGGUUAUUGUGGGAAAUACUAGUGAGGAGGGUAAGGGAGAAUUGAGGGGUGUGUUUGAGGUAGAGAAAACGGAGUGGUGGAAUGGUUUGUAA